AUGCAAACUGUGUUCUCGAAAGCACAAGGAAAAUUCACGCCAGCAGGCCUCUAUCAAUCGUCAGUCUGUGAAGGGAGCCCCGGAGCAAUCACUCCUGUGGGCAAAGGUGCCCAGAGUGGUCUUCCUGGAGUGCCUUGCCCUUUUCUCGCGUUGUUUCCUGGUGUCGCGAGAUCAGACAUCAACUGUACCCAGAAGCACUCUGGGCUGAGAUCGUGCCCCUGGAAGCCUCACGUUGAGAGGGGUGCGUCCUCCGCGCUUCUGAGGUACACACGGGCCAUGGGAGCACUAAGCAGUCGGAUGUGGUGGCGCAGGGGGGCACGUGCCCCAGAGCAGCCAGGUGCGGGUGGGGAGCAGUUGGAGGCGGCGGAGGCGGCCAUGGCUGUGGCGGAUGACGUGGAGGAGGAGAGAGAAGAUGGCGGCCCAGCCCCCCGUCCGGGCCCUGUCAAGCGGAAGACAGACUCGGGGGGGUCUCCUGAAAAACAGCCCCACCAGAAACGCAGCAAAGCCUGUUCAGAUUCCGUUUACGAGGCCCUCUUCCUCCGGGGGGAAGGCAGCGACGUGCAGAUCUGCGCACUAGGGGAGGUGUGGAACCUGCACAGGGUCUACUUGCGCCGGUCAGGUUACUUUGCUAGCAUGUUCAGUGGUGCUUGGAGGGAGGCAACCAUGAAUACUAUCGAGUUGCACAUGCCUGACGAGAACAUUGACCUUGAGGCACUGCACGAAGCUUUUGGCUCCCUGUACGAAUACUCCGUGUUCAUUCCACCCAGUCGAGUCAUCCCUGUCCUGGCCACGGCCAGCAUGCUGCAGCUGGACGCGCUGAUUCAGCAGUGUGGGGAGAUCAUGAAGGAGACUCUCAGUGUCGACACCGCAUGCAGCUACUACUACUCUGCUGAGAGCUACGGCCUCCCAAACAUCAGGGCCAUGUGCUUCCAGUGGCUGCUGGACAACCUGAUGACUCACCAUAGCGAGGAACUAGUGCGAGAAGUCAGCCUGUAUAUCAUGCAAGAGCUCAUUGCCUCUUCAGAGCUCAUCGUGAUGGAAGUGGAGAUGGAUGUGUACACCAUGCUGAAGAAGUGGAUGUAUUUGCAGCUGCAGCCGAAAUGGAGGGGCCCCCGCAGAGCCUUAUUGUCCGAUGCCAACCUGUGGUUUGCUAGGGCCAAGAUGGAGUCAGAAGGCACCCCUUUUCUGGAGACUGAGCAGGGCAGAGCCUUCGUGCCAGUGUUCCAGCAUCUGCGGCUGGCCUACAUAGUUUGUGACCUCCCAUCAGCACGCAUCCUUGACCAGGAUGCGCUGAUCCCUGCCACAUGGCUGACUCCAGUGUACAAAGAGCAAUGGCUUGCCCUUCUCCGGGCUGAGCAAACUAGGGAGCUCGGGCCCACUGAUGCCCACGUGUCCAGCUUCCAGGGGAACAGCAUGCGGUGCGGGCACCAGCUCCACAGGGAAGAGCCAUGCAACUGGCGGUGGGCAGGCUUCAACUUUGGCUGGGACCUGGUGGUGUGCUACGCCAAUAGGCGCAUCAUCUUCAGGCGCAGUGCAAUGAACAAUUCCCAAGGCCUAGGGGUCAGCUUUCUCUGGCAGAGAAAGAUUGCGUUCCGCAUGUUCCUGGUUUCCUUGGAUAGGACUGGAAGAGCCAUGUUUAGGAAGGUCACAGAAUACCAGAUUCUCUCCCUGGGAAAAGAUGAAGAGCUAGAGGUAGUGAACCUGGAGAACCAAGAUGUGGUUUUCCCAAUAUAUGUGGCCUGUAACUUCCUGUACCUCCCCAGAGAGGGGCGCUGUCCAGACUAA
This is a messenger RNA of Molossus molossus (Pallas's mastiff bat), 1785 nucleotides long. RefSeq names its product germ cell-less protein-like 1. The coding region runs from base 1 to 1785 and encodes 594 amino acids. Gene Ontology annotation, molecular function: protein binding. NCBI's taxonomy places the organism in Eukaryota, Metazoa, Chordata, Mammalia, Chiroptera, Molossidae. The transcript has a single exon. The record is from RefSeq and is a predicted model, not a curated record. Gene Ontology annotation, cellular component: nucleus. Gene Ontology annotation, biological process: germ cell development.